CAUGAAUGCCAUGCUAUUAGUUUCUUUUGUUUACUGCUUUCCUUCAAGAUUCGACAGCAAAGGAGAACCUUGUUCACCACAUUACUAGAGCUUUAUUUAUGCUGAAAGACAGAUAGUUAGGAUGUCACUAGCAAUCUCACACGAAACCUCAUCUUUGAGAGAAACUCAUAUACGAUCUUUAGAAAAGCUUUUAAAUUUGAAUCAGGAUGUUGAAGAUUUAGAAAAGGAUCCAAACUACAAAUCAGAAUUCCCAAUCUGGAAAGUUCUGAUCUUUGAUAAGUCUGGUUCAGAAACUAUAUCUUCUGUACUGCGCAUUAGUGACUUGAGAAAACAUGGUGUCACUGUCCAUAUGAAUAUCACUUCUUCCCGUCAACCUAUAGCUGACGUUCCUGCGAUUUAUUUUGUUCAGCCUACUGAGGAAAAUGUCGAGUAUAUUAUUGAUGACCUCUCUAAAGGUUUAUAUGAAUCUGCUUAUGUUUGUUUCUCUUCCAGCAUUCCACGCAGUCUUUUGGAAAAAUUCGCGGAGCUUGCUUCCAAAACCAAUACAAGCCACAUGAUAAACCAGGUUUACGAUCAGUACUUGAAUUACGUAGUUUUAGAGUCUGACUUUUUUUCGCUUCAGCUUCCAAGAGUCUUCCAUACUAUUCACAGCCCUUCCUCGGACGAUGUAUUGAUUGAACAUACAAUUCAAAGCACAGUUAACCGCCUGUUUUCCGUCAUUGUUACUCUUGGAACUAUUCCCAUUAUUCGUUGCCCUCAAGGAUCUGCUGCUGAGUUGGUAGCUAAAAAGUUGAACCAACGUUUGAAGGAUCAUUUGAUGAAUACUAAAGAUGUUUUUGGCUCUUUAAAUCCUAAAGUACGUCCUCUACUCAUCCUCUUGGAUCGAACAGUCGACCUUGUUCCCAUGAUUAAUCACUCUUGGACCUAUCAAGCAUUGAUUCAUGACACUCUUAACAUGCAACUUAACAGAGUAACCAUUGAAUCUGCCGAUGAAGGAAAGGUCUCUAAACAAUCUUAUGACUUAAACGGAAGCGAUUAUUUUUGGGAAGCGAAUGCCAAUAAACCAUUUCCAGAAGUGGCUGAGAACAUUGACGAAGAAUUAACUCGCUAUAAAAAUGAUGCAAAUGAAAUUACAAAGCGUUCUGGCGUUUCGUCUUUAGAGGAAUUUAAUGCCGAUGCUUUUACGGAUUCCGCUUAUUUAAAGACUGCAGUUAGCCUUCUUCCAGAACUCACAGCCCGUAAACAGCUUUUAGAUAUGCACAUGAGUAUUGCAACUGCAAUUUUGAAAGCCAUUCAAGAACGUCACCUCGAUGAUUUUUUCCAGAUGGAAGAUAACGUUACAGGACUUAACAAAACCGCAAUCCUUGCUUGUAUAAAUGAUAAAAGCAAAGGUACACCGGAGGACAAGCUUCGUUUUUUCAUCAUUUGGUACUUAAGCGUUGACGCCGUCCCUAGCACUGACUUGCAAGCAUAUGAAGAGGCAUUGCUUAAUAUCGGCUGUACUUUGGAGGCUCUUAAUUUUGUCAAAAGAGUUCGUGAAAUUACUAAAAUGACCAUGUUGGCUUCUUCCACGGCGCGCCCCGCUGCUAAUCAAUCAGGAGAUAAUAUUUUCCGUGGUUUUUCAAGUCUUUCUAGUAAAUUUACCGAUCGAUUCAAAGAGGCUGGAAUCGGUGGUUUAGAAAACAUCAUCUCUGGUGUGAGGAAUUUAAUCCCUUUUAGAAAAGAUGGGACAAUUACCUCUAUCGUUCAAAGCUUGAUGGAUCCUGGAUCUUCUUCGGUAUCAAAGCAAACAGAGUCAUAUCUUGUAUUCGACCCCAAAGCUUCUCAAGCUUCUAGUGAUCUCAGGGGCAUAAAUAAACGCCAAAUAUUCAAUGAGGCCAUUGUAUGUGUCUUGGGUGGUGGUAAUUACUUAGAAUACGGAAAUUUGAUGGACUGGGCAAAAGAACAAAACCCACCUAAGCAUAUAACCUAUGGCAGCACCGACGUUCAGUCGCCUAGUCAGUUUAUGAACGAGAUGGCAUCUCUAUCAUGAUUUUAAAAGUAGCAUAUAAUAACCCUUUAGAAAUGAUUAUUGAUAUACUUUAUGAA
Molecule: messenger RNA, 2088 nt
Organism: Schizosaccharomyces cryophilus OY26
Lineage: Eukaryota; Fungi; Ascomycota; Schizosaccharomycetes; Schizosaccharomycetales; Schizosaccharomycetaceae
Product: SNARE binding protein Sly1
Exons: 6
Coding region: 122-2032 (636 amino acids)
Biological process (GO): endoplasmic reticulum to Golgi vesicle-mediated transport; intracellular protein transport
Cellular component (GO): Golgi membrane; cytosol
Molecular function (GO): syntaxin binding
Source: RefSeq, a predicted model, not a curated record